AUGUCAAGUAGUCCAAGUACCCUGGCGAAGUCACCAGGGAAGCCUCUGCCACCGCCACUCGAAUCAUCUACCAACAAGAAGAGAAAGCUGAGUGAUCAUGACACGACACAAUGGCAAGGCACCAUCCUGCUUCUGGUCGGUCCUGAAGAACAUGAAUUCACAAUUCAUGCACACAUCCUCAGGAGAUCGCCCUUCUUUCGAGCUUGCCUAGAUGCAGAGAUGAGGGAAAAAGCGGAGCGAACUGUUCGACUCCCGGAGGAUGCGCCACAGGUUUUCAAUCAGUUGGUGACUUGGCUCUAUUCGAAUAAGCUGGAUUGCGAUUUCGCGACACUUGCCAAAGAAGCAUCGUCACACCUCAACAGCGACGACCCAGAGCGCAUAUAUCUUCGGGAAAUGGGUCAUUUGAUGGUGAAGUUGUGGUUCCUGGCGAAGAAAGUCAUGCUAGAGGCGCUACAGAACGAGGUGAUCGACAUGAUCCGGGUGGGCUGGAUUCACUACAUGCCUGGGGCUGAUGUGAUGCAAACGAUUGUGGAGCAGUCUGAGGAGACCGAUGCGCUUCGCGGACUUGCUCUAAAACGCCUAUCUUGUAAUGCUUCAGGCUUCAAGAAUUUCGGACACUACGAAACAACCGAUAAGACGAAGUACCUGGACGCUGCUCAGAAUUCGCUUGUACUCUCGCAGUUCUUGAUCGAGGCUAUGAUGAACUACCGGAACCCUGCCUCCCAGGUGAUGUUCGGCGAGCACCCAAGUAACUUCAAGCCUCUCGAAGAGACUGUAUUGCGAAGCAUCUCCAAGCUGGCUAACAUGUCAGUCAAUGAGAAAACUCCUGACAAGGCGCUCAAUGGCUCAUCCCCAUCGAAUCCGACCAUCAGCAAGAGAAAUCAGACUAAGGGCAAGCCGACACCGUGGAUGGACGUAAUCUUGAUCGUCGUUGGACAUGAACAGCAUCAAUUCGGGGCCCACGAGCACAUCCUCCGCAAGUCACCGUUCUUUCGCGGCUGUUUAGACGCGCACAUGAAGGAGGCCAUCGAGAGAACCAUUCGGCUGCCUGAGGACGACCCGGAGGCCUUCGAUCAGGUUCUGUUUUGGCUAUACUCGGGCAGCCUGGAGCACGACUUCAAGGUGAUAGCCGAAAUAGCGUCCAAGGAAGGUCCGCUCAUAACGCCCGUGUCGCCUGAUGCUGGCCUUCGACGUAAGAUAGGCUUUAUGUUGGUCCGACUGUGGUUCCUGGCAAAGAAGUUAAUGGUUGAGAAGCUACAGAACAUGGUCAUUGACAUGCUACGAGCUGGCUGGGGAUUCUACAUACCCAUGUAUCGCGUUUUCGAAGUGAUAAUGGGAGAAGCUGAGCGUUCCGACCCGCUUCGCAGACUGGCUCUACAACGUCUUUCGUCCGCAGUCAGUCAAUUCGGGGAGUUCGAUAAUUUCAAGGAGAGAUGCGAGUACCUCAAAGUCUCGAAGGACUCGACGGUCGCUCUUGAGUUCCUGGCGGAGGCUCUAGCGAACUUUCCGAAAGCAACCAAUCCGGCGAAAGAUCUCAAUCCAUGCAAGUGGCAUGUUCAUGUUGACACUCCGAAGUGUACACAGAAGUGA
Messenger RNA from Cyphellophora attinorum, 1590 nucleotides. RefSeq lists its product as uncharacterized. Gene Ontology annotation, molecular function: protein binding. The record is from RefSeq and is a predicted model, not a curated record. The coding region runs from base 1 to 1590 and encodes 529 amino acids. NCBI's taxonomy places the organism in Eukaryota, Fungi, Ascomycota, Eurotiomycetes, Chaetothyriales, Cyphellophoraceae. The transcript has 2 exons.